Molecule: messenger RNA, 1314 nt
Organism: Poecilia latipinna (sailfin molly)
Lineage: Eukaryota; Metazoa; Chordata; Actinopteri; Cyprinodontiformes; Poeciliidae
Product: zinc-binding protein A33-like
Exons: 5
Coding region: 31-1311 (426 amino acids)
Molecular function (GO): zinc ion binding
Source: RefSeq, a predicted model, not a curated record
UCCAGCUGUAGUGAGAACAAAGGCAAAGGAAUGAGCAACAGCCAGAAAGAAGUGAAGAAAGUCCAGUCAGUUUAUCUGCAAAACUUGGAGAGACUUAACAAAGGGACAAAGUCUGAGAAAAAGAGCUGGAACCCCAAAGAAGGAGAUUUUUCUGUGAAAGCAGCAAUGGAAAAGCUGCGACCUUCUCCCAUAGCUGGCCAAGUUGCCAAAAGCUCAGCAAACAGAAUCAGCAGAGAUCUGACCUGCUCCAUAUGCUUGGAUCUUUUCAAGCAGCCAGUUUCCCUGCCUUGCGAUCACACUUUCUGCCAGGGCUGCAUCGAGGGCUACUGGACGGGGCCGCGGGGUCCCGGCCAGGGGGGCACGGGCUCCUGCCCUCAGUGCAGGAAGGUGUACCCCGGGAAGAGCUACCGACCCAACCGCAUCGUUGCCAACAUUGUGGAGAGCUACUGUCACGGUUUGGAGGAGAGCAGGAGCACGGGAUGCCUGGCAGAUGCGGGGUGUGCGGAGAGGGCUCCUGCUCCUGUCCCACACUGCAGCAGGCACAGGGAGGAGCUGAAGCUGUACUGCGAGGAGGACCAGGAGCUGGUGUGUUUGGUGUGCGGCGUGUCCCAGGAGCACAGGAACCACACCAUGAUGUGUGUCCAGGAGGCUGAGCAGAAAUACAGGGGAUUUCUCAACAGCUCCAUGGAUUCCUUAAAAGUGGAGCUCAACACGGCGCUGCAGUGUGACAGGGAGGCUGAAGAUGAAGUUAAAAAGCUCAAGGACCACACGGCCGAUCUGAAGCAGCGCAUCGAGGCCCAGUUCAGCGACCUGCACCAGUUCCUGUACCAGGAGGAAAAACUCCUCCAGGUGAAGCUGAAGACGGAGGAGCGCAGGGAGCUGAUCCGCCUGGACGAGCACAAGGCCCUGCUGUGCGUGGAGAUCUCCCGCCUGCAGAGGGCCGUCCACGAGAUAGAGGACAAACUCAAAGAACAGGACCCGUUCAUCUUGCUCCGGAGCAUCAAAGCCCUUCCCCAGAGGCCUUCUCUCAAGUUUGAAAAACCGACUUUUACACCACCAAGUCUGUGUGAGGGCCGCUUUGCGGGGCCUCUGCAGUACAGAGUUUGGAAGUCUAUGAGGGGAAGCCUUUAUCCAGGUAAUGCAUGCAACACAUGGGCUCCUAAACUACUCACCUGCACAGAUAUUCAUCUUGAGAAGCUGAACUUACAGUGUCACACCUGCUUAAGGUUUUCUUUAUGUGUUGCAACAGCAAAGACAUGUUUUAUUGGGACAUUAUAUAAAGAAUCAGCUCAGAGUAACACAUACUUGUGAAGU